AUGAAGUUCUCAAUUGUAUUUUUUUCUCCGUUGCUGGCUCUUGCAUCGCCAGCCUUCAGCCCUGCUUCUCUCCAUGGACAAGGUGCAAAAGUAGCCAGAGGCGAGAAUUACUGCUGCAAUUCAAAUGUAUUUUUCAUAAAACACGCGCAACGCCUUGCUGCGGAUACGGAAGUCAGUGGUCGGCUGAUGGGAGUGCAGCGGCCAGUUGAAUCUGGAUAA
This is a messenger RNA of Nannizzia gypsea CBS 118893, 219 nucleotides long. RefSeq lists its product as hypothetical. Bases 1 to 219 code for a protein of 72 amino acids. The transcript has 3 exons. NCBI's taxonomy places the organism in Eukaryota, Fungi, Ascomycota, Eurotiomycetes, Onygenales, Arthrodermataceae. The record is from RefSeq and is a predicted model, not a curated record.